GCCCUAAACCCCCCAAAAACCCGCCCUUUGCCCUAUUUUAAAACAGAGCAGGAUUGAUCCAGGUUCUGUAGUAGACAGUGAUUACUUUCCUGUAAAAAGUUUAAGUUGUUCUGAAAAUGUCUUUUCAGAGAUUACUAUCUAGGUCAGAUACUCUUCUCAGAGGCAGACUAAUAUCAUUAAAACCACAGGGACAUGUUUAUCGUCAUGGUAAGGAAUUCAACUGCUCUCAUUUAUCAACUUCCCAGUCAUGGAGUGCGUGUUUUUAUUCGGACCCCACAGAGGCCGUCAGAGACAUUCCUAAUGGCUCCAUGCUUCUUGUCGGAGGCUUUGGUUUGUGUGGGAUCCCGGAGAAUUUAAUCAGCGGCCUGUUGAAAACAGGAGUAAAAGACAUCACAGCCGUGAGCAACAAUGCUGGGGUUGAUAACUUUGGCCUGGGCAUGCUUCUGAAAACCAAACAGAUAAAACGCAUGAUAUCUUCAUACGUUGGGGAAAACGCUGAGUUUGAGAGACAAUAUCUAUCAGGCGAGCUGGAAUUAGAGCUUACUCCUCAGGGCACACUAGCAGAGAGGAUACGGGCUGGCGGUGCAGGCAUCCCAGCAUUUUUUACUCCCACCGGGUAUGGCACUCUCAUCCAGGAGGGUGGAUCACCCAUAAAAUACAACAAAGUUGGCAGCAUUGCUAUUGCAAGUGAAAGCAGAGAGGUUCGAGAGUUUAAUGGCAGACAUUAUGUCAUGGAAAAAGCCAUCAGGGGCGACUUUGCUUUGAUAAAGGCCUGGAAAUGUGACAAAGCAGGAAAUCUUAUUUUCAGGAAAACAACUCGUAAUUUCAACCAGCCUAUGUGUAAAGCAGCCAAGGUUACAAUAGUGGAGGUUGAGGAGAUUGUUGAUAUUGGAAGUUUUGGUCCUGAAGACAUUCACAUCCCUUCCAUAUAUGUAGACCGGGUAGUGCAAGGAGCCAGCUAUGAAAAACGAAUUGAGAAAAGGCUGGUUCAGUCUAGCACGGAAGAGAAACCUAAAGUCAAACAGGACUCAGAUAUUACCCGGGAGAGAAUCAUCCGACGAGCCGCACUGGAGUUUGAGGAUGGGAUGUAUGCAAAUCUUGGCAUUGGAAUCCCUAUGCUGGCCAGCAAUUACAUUAGCCCUAAAAUCACUGUCCACUUGCAGAGUGAGAAUGGAAUUUUGGGAUUGGGUCCCUAUCCAACAGAGAAUGAAGUGGAUCCUGAUUUAAUCAAUGCUGGUAAGGAGACGGUAACAGUUUAUCCAGGAGCUGCCUAUUUCUCCAGCGAUGAAUCCUUUGCCAUGAUCAGAGGAGGUCAUAUUGACCUGACCAUGCUGGGAGCAAUGCAAGUUUCUAAGUAUGGAGAUCUGGCCAACUGGAUGAUUCCAGGUAAAAUGGUGAAGGGCAUGGGUGGCGCAAUGGACCUGGUGUCUAGUGAUGCCACAAAAGUAGUUAUCACUAUGGAACAUUCUGCCAAGGGUGGGAAACAUAAAAUCUUAGAGAAGUGCACACUUCCUCUGACUGGAAAACAGUGUGUUGACCGUAUAAUCACUGAAAAGGCGGUGUUUGAUGUCGAUAAGAGCAAGGGUUUAACUCUCAUUGAGAUUUGGGAAGGACUGACACCAGAUGACAUCAAAGCAUGCACUGGGACAGAGUUUGAGGUGUCAAAAGACUUACGACCGAUGCAGCAGAUAUGAGAUAAUACUGAGGAUUUAUAUUGGCGGCCUUCUGCCAGUAUACAGGACCAGAGCAAGAGAGAGGACUCGACUGCCUUCAUUUGAACAAUUCUUUGCUUUUUUGGAUGUGGCAUAAAUACAGAAUUCAUUGUUAAAUAGAUGCAUGACUCUUCUCACCAUGUUAAUUACAACUUGCUUGAAACAUAUACAAUACUAGAACAUAGUAACUCUCCAAGAGUGAAAAACCUCACAGGUAAGGUUUAAGACACCGUCAGACUAUAUUGUCUCUGAAUACAUAAUUUUAACACAAGUGAUGAAGAGCAAUGGAAUCUGAAUAGAUUUAAUAUUAAAUAUUUUAGUAAUAAUAUUGUUAAACAUUAUGAUGUACUGAAACUUAUUUUAAUCAAAUAUUUUAAUGGUUGUUUUUUUUGCAAUGAUUUUUGCAAGCUAAUCAGCACAGAAUAAUGUAAUGCAGCUGCGCUACUUAAACUUGAUACUGAUUCAUUCGUUCUUGCCACAGUUUAAAAUAAAUGUUGGCGUAAUGUUUGUUUUUAA
This is a messenger RNA of Sinocyclocheilus anshuiensis, 2228 nucleotides long. Its product is annotated as succinyl-CoA:3-ketoacid coenzyme A transferase 1, mitochondrial-like. Gene Ontology annotation, molecular function: succinyl-CoA:3-oxo-acid CoA-transferase activity. Bases 117 to 1694 code for a protein of 525 amino acids. Gene Ontology annotation, biological process: ketone body catabolic process. The transcript has 17 exons. Gene Ontology annotation, cellular component: mitochondrion. NCBI's taxonomy places the organism in Eukaryota, Metazoa, Chordata, Actinopteri, Cypriniformes, Cyprinidae. The record is from RefSeq and is a predicted model, not a curated record.